UGGUUGCCCCGGGAGACGGUGCGGCCAUGGCGGAGCGCGGGGCCCAUUUGACGGGCGGCCUCUCUGCGACUCCGGGCCGACCGUCCGUCUUCGAGGUGGUUGCCCAGGACACGCUGAUGUCGGCAGUGAGGCCGGCCGCGCACCACGCCAGCAAGGUGCUUGCAGAGUCCAACCCCAGUCGCUAUGGGUUUCUAUGGCGAUGGUUCGAUGAAAUCUACGUGCUGCUGGACGUUCUGCUUCAGCAUCAUUAUCUGUCCAGGACCAGUGCUUCCUUCUCUGAGAACUUUUAUAGUCUGAAAAGAAUUCCGUUGGGUAGUGGUCAUGGACUAUGGAGGUUAGCCAGCCGUGGGCUCCCAAGGACCCAGCACUGGCGAUCCCUCCUAGUGCUAAUAGCUGUUCCAUACGUAAAAGUCAAAUUGGACAAACUGUUUGCUCGCCUGCAAGAGGAGGAUGACUAUGCCAUACACCUCCCAGCGUCCUCUUGGAAGCGUCUUUACAAGGCCUUCCUUGCAGCCUAUCCUUUUGUGAACAUGAGUUGGGAAGCUUUGUUCCUUAUCUACCGGCUUUUGUAUGUCUUUGAGAAAACGCAGUUCCACUCACCACUGCUGCGAGUGGCAGGGGUCCGUUUGGGGAACCUGACCCCUGCAGAUAUUCAGGACCUCGAGAAAAGAUCCUCUUCCAUCAGCAACCGCUCAGCCAGUGAAAGUGUGGUUGGAAAGCUGACUUCCUUUCUUGCUAAAGCGAUGGGAGGCGUGACUGUGUCCCUGUCGACUGGUAUAUCUGUGGGUGUCUUUUUCCUGCAGUUUCUCGAAUGGUGGUAUUCAUCAGAAAACCAGGAGACGAUUAAAUCCCUCUCCUCCCUCCCAACGCCUCCCCCACCAGUGCACUUUGACAAGCUAACUAAUGAGUCUUUACCUAGACUGAAGACUGUGUGUCCUUUGUGCAACAAGAUUCGGACAAACGACACAGCCUUGGCAACCUCUGGAUAUGUUUUUUGUUACCGAUGUGCUUACAGCUACGUAAAACACCAUCAGCGAUGUCCUGUGACAGGCUACCCUUCUGAACUGCAGCAUCUAGUUAAACUUUAUUCUCCAGAAGCAUGAAGGCAAAAGGUUUUGAUCCAUGUGCACAUACCAUUAUUGAUCAUGGAAUAUUUUAUACACAGAAGUCUGACUUAAUGACUUGUGAAGUGCUGUUUACUAUUGACAAGUUUCAACUGCAGCAUUUUUAUUGUCCAAUUUUCUGCCUCCCUCCUAAAUGUGCUGACUUGCAUAAUUCCUCAUUAAAGUGGCUGUGGAUGUAGACAGGAGACUUGUCCUAUGGAGCAUUGGUACUGAUGUUCACACAGGUCCACCCUUUCCAGUCCUGGCAGGAAUGACAUUCAGGAGAUCUGACUAAGAGGUCUAAGACCUGUUUUAGCAAUGCUGCCUUCUUGAUUGAGAUCAGCUAAAGGAACUCCUUCCUGUUGUGAGUUUGAAUUUUAAUACAUUGACCUCUGAAACAUCAAGAGAACUGUACAUAAAUAAUUGCAUUCAUUGGUCAUUGUGAUGGGGCCAAGAGACAAUGGAGAUUGCGUAUGUCGGUGUUUUCAGCGUGAUCUCCCAUGAUAAUUCUGAAUCUUUUAAUGGAAUCUUGUCAUUCUCAAAUUUUAUUAAUAAAUCAUAAGUUCAGAGGGUUUACCAGUUCAUUAAUAGAUGCAGUAUGUAGUCUCUGAUUCAUGGUUUAAAAAUUUACAUUGUAGGAAAUUCUCUAAAGAUUCAAACAAAAACCCCGUUUGGUUGAGAUUAAAUUCGAAAAUUAGAGCAAAAGUCUCAAACAUUGGCCCCUGUAAUCUAAAUGGUUCUUGAAAUUAAUAUUUUAAUGGUU
Messenger RNA from Hemiscyllium ocellatum (epaulette shark), 1866 nucleotides. RefSeq names its product peroxisomal biogenesis factor 12 (gene pex12). Gene Ontology annotation, biological process: protein import into peroxisome matrix; protein monoubiquitination. NCBI's taxonomy places the organism in Eukaryota, Metazoa, Chordata, Chondrichthyes, Orectolobiformes, Hemiscylliidae. Bases 27 to 1103 code for a protein of 358 amino acids. Gene Ontology annotation, molecular function: zinc ion binding; protein binding; ubiquitin-protein transferase activity. The transcript is spliced from 3 exons. The record is from RefSeq and is a predicted model, not a curated record. Gene Ontology annotation, cellular component: peroxisomal importomer complex; peroxisomal membrane.